Drosophila miranda is the source of this 764-nucleotide messenger RNA. RefSeq names its product EEF1A lysine methyltransferase 2. Gene Ontology annotation, biological process: peptidyl-lysine monomethylation; peptidyl-lysine dimethylation. Bases 89 to 739 code for a protein of 216 amino acids. The transcript has a single exon. Gene Ontology annotation, cellular component: cytoplasm. The record is from RefSeq and is a predicted model, not a curated record. Gene Ontology annotation, molecular function: protein-lysine N-methyltransferase activity. Lineage: Eukaryota; Metazoa; Arthropoda; Insecta; Diptera; Drosophilidae.
CAACUCUGCAUAAAACAGCUGUGAGCAGCUGACUGACCUGACCGACGAAACCUAAAUUAAAUCCAAUCCAAUCUUUCUAUUUCCUACGAUGGACGCUGAACUUGAGGGAUCGGAAUUGGGAACCAAAGAUUAUUGGGAAUCGAGCUAUACGCGUGAAAUUGGAAACUAUAAAAGCCACGGAGACGUGGGUGAAAUAUGGUUUGACGAGGAUUCGCAGCAACGUGUUGUCGUCUGGCUUCUAAAGCAAGAGCAGAUCGACAAGCAAACUGCACGUGUGCUGGAUUUGGGUUGCGGCAAUGGGAUGUUUCUCGUUGCCCUGGCAAACGAAGGUUACGCCCAACUAACGGGUGUUGACUAUUCCCCAAAGGCAAUCGAGUUGGCCAGAAGCAUUGCCCAGGACCAUGAUCUGAACAUCAGCUAUAGUGUGGCGGACUUGACUCUACCACAGACGGACUUAGGAAAAUACAAUGUUGUGCAUGACAAAGGCACCUAUGAUGCCGUGAGCCUCUGUCCCGACAACUCCAAGGAGAAACGCUCACUAUAUCUUGCGACAGUGGAGAACUUGCUGCAUGACAGCGACAGUCUAUUUAUUAUUACAUCUUGCAAUUGGACAGAGGACGAGUUGGUUCUGAGCUUUGCUGAAAAAUUUAUUAAAUACCACACUAUUCCAACUCCGACAUUUAAAUUUGGUGGCAAGGUAGGCAGUGUAGUAACAUCUGCAGUAUUUAAGAAACGCUAAAACUGUAUGCUUCGCACAUUUACAC